Molecule: messenger RNA, 1938 nt
Organism: Monopterus albus (swamp eel)
Lineage: Eukaryota; Metazoa; Chordata; Actinopteri; Synbranchiformes; Synbranchidae
Gene: c8a
Product: complement component 8, alpha polypeptide
Exons: 11
Coding region: 29-1831 (600 amino acids)
Biological process (GO): complement activation
Cellular component (GO): membrane attack complex
Molecular function (GO): protein binding
Source: RefSeq, a predicted model, not a curated record
UCUUAAGGAAUAGCUACUUAUUUUCAAAAUGGAAAUAUUUAUCCAUUUACUUCUGAGUUUAUGCACGCUGCAUGUCCUUAUCGAUUUUAGUACAGUUGUGAAUGCAUCCAGAAAGCCAUGGACAGCUGCUGAUAACAGGGCCAGCUGGGUAGAGACGAGGAGGGCCAGAGCUGUAAACAGACCGAUACCUAUCAAUUGUGUGGUGCGGAGCUGGACAUCAUGGACUCCUUGUAACUCCUGCACUGACAAAAAGUCCCGUUUCCGAUACAUGGAGAAACCCUCACAGUUUGGAGGCACAGACUGCACUGGGACACUGUGGGAGAGACUGGCAUGUCCAACAGCAACCUCACCAUGUCUGGUGCCAGACUACUGUGGUGAAAGCUUCACCUGCAAAGAAACAGGGCGCUGUAUCAGCCACUCACUUCGCUGUAAUGGAGAAUCAGACUGCGAUGAUUUUUCUGAUGAAGAUGGCUGUCAACAUGUCAACCAGAGAGACGACAAGUGUUCCAAACUUCAGCCGAUCCCUGGUGCUGAACGAGGCACUCAAGGUUACAAUGUCUUGACUGGAGAAUUUGUGGAUCAUGUGCUUGACCCAAAGUACUUUGGAGGAAAAUGUGAAUAUGUCUACAAUGGUGAAUGGAGGAAAUUCAUCUAUGACGCAUUCUGUGAGAACCUGCACUACAACGAGGAUGAUAAAAACUACCGGAAACCUUACAACUACCAUACCUACCGUUUUGUGGCUCAAGCUACAUCAGAAGGCUCCAUCGAUUACUAUGAUGAUAUGGCGAGCCUACUGCAAGCAAGGCAAACUAUGAGUUCUUUCAAUGCUGGUGUCUCAGUCGGGAUUUAUUAUGUGCAAUUGGGACUGAGUGGAAGUCAUGAGUCGGAGUUUCUCAGCAACAUAACAAAGUAUAAAAACCAGGACGUAGGGUUUGUGAGGCUUUGGUCCAAAGUGCAAACAGCUCACUUCAAGAUGAGAACCAAUAAGUUGAUGCUUCAUGAAGAUUUCUACAUUCUACUCAUGGAGCUCCCAGAGCAGUAUGACUUUGGGAUGUACUCCCAGUUCUUCAACAUAUUUGGCACCCACUAUGUCACAGAGGGAAUUAUGGGAGGAUCCCUUGAGUAUGUGGUGGUCGUCAACAAAACCUCUAUGGCAAACUCAAAGCUUGAGGCUGACCAGGCUGGUAGAUGCUUUGGAGCCUCACUUGGUUUAAGCAAUCCACUUGAUGCCCAAGCAACAGUUGAACUCAAAGUGGGUGUGCAGCCAUGUAAAAAAGGAGGAAAGUUUAGUCAAGAUGGGGACUCCAGUUCAGUUUUCAUUGAGGACAUUGUUACUAAAGUGAAGGGAGGGGUCCCACACAGCAGCACUGGUCUGUUGGCUGUCAGGAGUGCAGACACAUACAGGAAAUGGGGAGCAACUCUCAAAUACAACCCAACACUCAUUGAAUAUGAGACCAUGCCAAUUUAUGAGCUAGUGCGCCUCAGCACAGCAGCUGACCAUGUAGGUGCUAGACUGGCUAACAUGCAGAGGGCCUGGGAUGAGUAUCUGCAGCAGUUUGACUCCUGUCGCUGCAGCUCCUGCAGGCACAAUGGGAUUCCUGUCCUCACAGGUACUUCCUGUAGCUGCAUUUGUAAAGCAGGAUACCGUGGAGAGGCCUGUGAAGAGACUCUCAGAAGAGAUACCAAGACAGAUGGGUUGUGGUCCUGCUGGGGGGCCUGGUCAACCUGUACUUCAGGCAGGAAGACUCGAACAAGAACCUGUAACAAUCCCACACCUGACGGGGGUGGGGCACCCUGCCUGGGCUCCUCCUCUCAGACGCAGCGUUGCUAAUGUUAGCAUUCCCCCCAGACUCAGAUGCUCUUGAGUGCUAACUUAGAAUAAGAAGUUAAAUACUUUUGAACUCAAAGAAAACUGCUCUAUCACAAUCUUUUUGUAAA